ACGAUUUCAACAUUUUUCAAGACAAUCUAAUUAAACAUAUUCAAGAACGCAUUAAUAAUAAUGAUUUCAAUAAAAAUAACAUUCAAGUCUCUUAUAAAAUUAAUGGCCGUAGACAAGCAAUGGCUUUAAAUAACAAAGAUGACUAUAAUGCAUUUAUUAGUAAAUGUCAAAAAUUAGAAAAUUCAAGUAAAUCUAUGAAAGAAUCCAGUAGUUCGGAUGAAGAUACACCAAAAUUAAAAACCAAAAAAUCAAAAUCGAAUCUUGUACUCAAAGAAUCCAAACUUACUACUGAUGAGAUCAAACUAGCCAAUAUUAUCACACAAUUAGAUCCAAAUAUCAAUGCAACAUUCACGCUACGCCUUGCUAUAUUGAAGAUGAUAAACAUCUUGCAUUAA
Molecule: messenger RNA, 395 nt
Organism: Racocetra fulgida
Lineage: Eukaryota; Fungi; Glomeromycota; Glomeromycetes; Diversisporales; Gigasporaceae
Source: the annotation of a GenBank genome assembly